AUGGGGGGUCGGCCCCUAGCUCUGUGCUAUGGCCCCCGUCGGUCCCCCACCUCUUGGCCUGAGGCCCCUGGAUCUCGGACACAUUGGCAUCUCAGGAGCAGCGGCGUCGGUCAUCACAUUAUCCCGCCCACCGUAAGAGGGCCUGUGUUCUGGACCAGAGGGGCUGGGAGCCAGGCGCUGGAUCUGAAGGAGGAGGGGCUGGGUGCAGAGAGAAACGAGGAUCCUCAGCAGGUGGGAGACCACCUCUGGCUCCGCUUAUACGCCCAAGAGCCACGGUGGGCUCUGUGCGCAGCCCAAGGCCCAAGAGCCAGCGGACCCCACGCGGACUUUAGGGCUCAAGGAUUUGGAGGGAAAGGUAAAAUUCUGGGCUACCGAGGCAGGGCAGAGGCGAAGUCCACUGAUAAUGAGGUCCUGUUCCCGCUGCCUCACUCAGGCGCCUGGCAUGUUGGUGGCCCCUCAUCUGUCACCCCCUUUGCACAUGAGCCCGGGAUCAUCUCCUCUUCUAGCUCCAUCAACUAUGUUUCUGGGGCCUCUGGUCACCAAGCACCAGCUCAGCGAGAUGAAGUCGCAGUACACCGGCUGGCCGGGCCUGGACCCGCGUGCCCCCUGGGAUGCAGGGGCCCAGUCCGGGGAGCUGAUCUACAGCCUUAUAAACCUUAUGCCUCGGCUUUGGUCCCCUGGACCAGGAACCCGGAGCUGGCCGGCUGGCCUCUCAGCGUCUCGGGUCAGGGCAUCCUGGGUCGUCAUCGGCUCUACCUGACCACCACGGCCCGUGACUUUCGCACCUUCCUGAAGAAGGAGUUGUCGGGAUAUCCAGGCCAUAGCUCGCCAACCUACAUGACCUUCACAGAGACGCUGCAGGCUUGGAACCCCGGUUCACGGUGGCCGCGUCAGCCAGCUGGGCUCCCACGGGUCUGGGUACCCCAAGUGCAGAAGGCAGUGCCGCACCGUGGGAUGCUGACUUUAGCCCAGGAGUCCUACAGCCCCCCGCUGCACCGGCUCGAGGGGCCUGACUGCCAGCUGCAGGCGCCCUGGGGCAGUCCCCACCGGAACCCGGUGCCCGCCAUCCACAGCGUGCCUCAAGCCUACGAGACCGAGAGUUCCUGCUAUGGCAGCGGCAAGCCCGCCCUGGUCACAGCCGGGGCCCAGCCGCGCCCCGCACAGGCCCCCAAGCUGGGCAGGGGUUACCAGUGGCCAUGCAGGGCUGGGACGUGCCCCCUGGCCCUUUAG
This is a messenger RNA of Elephantulus edwardii (Cape elephant shrew), 1230 nucleotides long. RefSeq lists its product as uncharacterized. The record is from RefSeq and is a predicted model, not a curated record. Lineage: Eukaryota; Metazoa; Chordata; Mammalia; Macroscelidea; Macroscelididae. Bases 1 to 1230 code for a protein of 409 amino acids. The transcript is spliced from 7 exons.